CUGAACCCGCAACCUCAUGGUUCCUAGUCGGAUUCGUUAACCCCUGCGCCACGACGGGAACUCCAGCAGUCUGCAUUUUUAAUUACCAUUUUUAUGUAUGUGUGUCUCCAUAUAUUUAGCAGAAUUAAGUUUAAUUGGAGUGGGGAUUUUUGUAUUUUGGUUUUUUUUUUCCCAGUCUUUUUUGGUGAAAAAAUUCAUCAAUAAUCAAUGUAAGAAAGAAAUGGAAAAUUUUAUUUGAGCCAACCAGAAGAGUAUAACCCAUGAGACAGUCUUUCAGAAAACUCUGAGGACUGUUCCAAGGAGGUAAUGGCUGUCACUAAAAACUAAUGUGCUGGGACAAGCCCGCCCUGCACAGAGAUGACCUGGGAGAAGUAGAGGAUGCACACCCACCAGAGUCCUAGUCCUGCCACUUCAGUAGUAGAUUGAAGCAUUUGGCCUCAACAAAUCUAGGUACCAGAAUUUUUUCAGUUUGUUUUUGGGGGGCUAGCCAAUAGUGGUUGCUUGCUCUAAAUCAAUUUUAUGUCCUAUGCCUCUGUUUUUAAAGCUGAAUUUUAUCAAACUGAAUAUUAUAUAUGUUGGUAAAAAGCAAAAAGUAAAAUCUGUAAUGUUACAACAUGCAAGUGAGAACAUUGAAUUAUUUUGAAAUGUGUGUCUCUUCAAGGUGUAGUAGACAAUUACAUCCAUAGGAAAGGGAUUUAAUAGGUAUUUCCUUGAAAACUCUAGAUAGGGGCAACUAUUGAAAUUUUCCUGACACGUGUUUGAUUUUCACUUCCCUUAGAGUGUGUUAUUUUGCUGAUACCAGAUUCAAAGCGUAGGUCGAUUGAUCCCCUGCGGGAUACACUUGAAGGUUAAGUAACUACAGAUCUCAGCUAAUCCGUGUAAUCUGCUGUUACUAAAUGGCCGUUUGUAUUCCUAGCACACCAGUUUCUGAAUGCUUAGGGUUUGGUUUUUACCUUUUGUCCAAAUAACUUCUAAAAGGAGCCAUGCAUCUUUUUGCAAGUCUGUGCAUUGCACUUAGCUUUUUGGAAGGAGUGGGCUGUUCGUGUCCUUCACAGUGCACCUGUGAUUAUCACGGCAGAAAUGACGGCAUGGGAUCAAGGUAGGCUUCUCUCCUUGCUACUGAAUGUUCUAAUGAUUCCAAGGAAAAGGGCUCAAACCAGAUGGCCUUGUUUUGAAAGCAAAUUGUUAAUCAGAAAUCAGAGGAGAGAAGGUUUACUUUAGAUAAGCUUUAAUUUAACUGUGUUAAUCCUGGUUGCCUGCUCCUUCAUUGUUUCAUUUCUAGCAGUUUAGCUCCUUCAAAGCUCCAAAUUAAUUUGACUCUCAAACGCAUUCUGUAUUAGAAAAAUAUUCCUUGUACUUGUAUUCACAAAAUGAACCUUGCAGGAGGUCAAACCACUGAAAUGCGUGUGGUCAGCUCAGCCUGAUUAUAGAAAGUACAGGAGGGCAGGGCCGAUCAGAAGGUGCGUGACAUGCCCAGAUCCUUUGCUUCCGGGGCUUUCCGUUUCAUUUUGAGGAUUAUUAAUGCCAACUGGAUAGGAAGUAGGAAGGGAAAUCAUGAGUGAAAUUAGCUUCAUCCUCAGAAUUUCUCAUUUUAAGAUAUUGGAGUUUACAAGAAAAGAAAUCUGAAAGAAAUGAGUCAACUCUUUGUGUUGUGGAUGCUGUGGAUCCUUACAGAAGUUGCUUCAUCUCUGUGUUGCUUUAAUAUCUACUUGUGAAGUGAGAAUAUGUAUUUACUUAUAAUAAGCAUGAGUCCUUUUAGAUAGAAAUUAAAAGCAAAUCGGAACUCUCAUUGGCCAAACAUAGUAGAACUUGAUUUUUUUUUUUUUUUUUUGGAGAGGAUAUUUAAUAACAAAAUCAGAUUUUUUGGUGACUUGGUAGAAGUGAACAUGAGCCUCUUAAAGUAAUUCGUUAAAAGAAUCACUCAGGGAGUUCCCGUUGUGGCUCAGUGGUAGCAAACCCAACCAGGAUCCAUGAGGACUUAGGUUUGAUUCCUGGCCUUGCUCAGUGGAUUAAGGAUCCGGUGUUGCUGUGAGCUGUAGUGUGGUUUGCAGACGAGGCUUGGAUCUUGUGUUGCUGUGGCUGUGGUGCAGGCUGGCAAUUUGAACCUUAGCCUGGGAACUUUUGUAUGCUGUGGAUUUAGCCCUUAAAAAAGCCGCUCCCCCCCAAAAAAACCACUCAAUUUAUAUCUUACAACGUUAUACAAAUACCUAAUAAUAAUAAAUACAUGUUUUUGAGUCAUUUGUCUUGUGAUAGUAUAAAAUUUUCUUUACCAACUCUUGGUAUUUCUUUGAGCUAUUCACUAGGUGGUUAAAGAUAGGGAGAAGAAUGUAACAAUUUAAAGACCUACUUGGCAUGCAGUGACUGACUCAGAUUAGGCUACUUUUGAGAAAAUGGUCACAGCAAUGUUUCCUUCAUUGGUGGCCCCAUUCUUGAUGGAUUUUAUAAAAAUCAUAGCAUUUUAUGCUUAGCAAGGACUCCAGAAAUAAUCUAGUUCAAUCUUUGUCAUUUUGUAAGUGAAUAAACUAAAUCAUAUAGAGACUAAAUGGCUUGUCCAAUGUCCCAGCGUUGAGUUUUUGCAGUGAUUGGCAGAUAGAGACACUGUCUUUCAGCUUCCAAUCCAAGCUUUCUUCAUUAUAGGGCACUGGACCACUGACUUAAUAAGGAGAACCUGAAUCAUUCUGGCAUAAAGUAGCACUGAAGUUUGUGAUCUGGCAUAGAAUGAAGAGUUAGAGGUGUACCUAGAUUCCACGAUGCAAUAGGCUCUUCUCCUAAAAUUAAGAGAGGAGAUGGCGUGACCAGUACAUCAUGGCUGGUGCUGCUUCCUUCUCUUCACAUUAUAGGCUAGCUUUGAAAAUUCCUUGAUUUAGCAUGAUUCGUUUUACUGAGUGGCUGUUUUGUUGUUAUUUAUUAUCCACUGUAUGUGUAAUGUCUUAAAAUUUAGAUGAUGCUUUGCAUAACAUUUUAUCAUUCAUUUUUAGCAAUCCAGAAGGAAUGAGUAUAUAAUGGGAGAUAAAUAGGUCUUUUUUUUUUUUAAGGUUAAGCUGAAUAUAAAUUCUCUGAUUCUUCAUCCUCUAUACCUACACAUGGGACAGGCUUGUCUUUCCAUACCUGUUUUACAUGUACCACUAAACAAGAUCACAAUGUGACUUGUUCAAGGUUACUUAAGCUAGUAAGUGUAAAAAAAUAAAUAAAUAAACAAACUUACAGUUUCUGGUUUAUUCAUUAGACUGAAAGCAGUGCACAGGUCACAGCUUAAUUUUAAACACCUAGUAGAACAUUUGUUCCUUCCUUCCUUCCCUCCCUCCUUCCUUCCUAUCCCCCCCCUUCCUUCCUUCCUAUCCUCCCCUCUUCCUUCCUUCCUUUCUUUCUUUUUUUUCCUUCCUUUCUUUCUUUUGUGCUCCUUUUGAAAAGGAUCAGCUGAUAACUUCAGUAAGGGAUUCUUUCACAAUGGGCCAUUUCCUAAACAGGUUAAGAAUGUGCCCUUUGGAGCUGGACAGAUACGGGUUUGAAAGGUGGUUGUGUAACCACUAGCUCUUGGAAAAUUACCUAAUGGUGGUGGUAAAAAUGAGAUUGGUGAUCAUAAUAGCAAACACUUAUGCUUAUUAUGUGCCAGGAAAGUGUAAAAUUUUCCAUCCAUUUCAGUUAAUGAUCAUAGCAAAUCAUGGGACCAUAUGGGAAAAUGAGUUGAGAGAUAGGUGAAGUGGCCUUCCAUGGCCACAGAGGAGGUGGUAGAGCUUAGAUUUGAAUCAAGAUCAACCUGACUCUAGCCUAUUACCCUGAACAAUAUCUGGCUCACUGGACUGUUGUGGUGAUUAAAUACGGGAAUGAAUGUGAUGUGUUAUGCAGGCCUGACACAUAAAGAGCUCCAUCAGUCUCAGGUUGAACUCCAUCAAAUUGCUGAUAUUUGAUCAUUUUUAACUUAUAAAAGGAACAUUUCAUAUGGUUCGACCUAGAAGGUGAUGGUAAUGACAAAUUAUUAAUGAACAGCUUAGCCAGGCUGAACAGAUAUUUUGCACAAACCAGUAGGGAAUGAAAAAUUCAAUGCAGGUUUCAAAUAUGUAUUAUUUUUUUCAAAUGAGUUUCAGAAAGCAGGUUUCCUCCCAUUGCUCUGUGACACUAGGUCGGUGCUAUGUAAUGACCAGGAUAUGAAUGAGAUACCUACGAACAUCCCUGUGGACACUGUGAAGCUUCGCGUAGAGAAGACUGUUGUCCGUGGGGUCCCCGCCGAGGCCUUCUACUACCUGGUGGAGCUCCAGUACCUGUGGUUGACUUACAACUCUGUGGCCAGCCUCGACACCAGCAGCUUUUACAACCUAAAGCAGCUGCAUGAGUUGCGCUUGGAUGGAAAUUCUCUGACCGCUUUCCCUUGGACAUCUCUCAGAGACAUGCCGCGUCUGAGGACCCUGGAUUUGCACAAUAACAGAAUAACCAGUGUGCCAAACGAGGCGAUCAGGUACCUGAAGAACCUCACCUACUUGGAUUUAUCAAGCAACAGAUUAACCACACUGCCGCCAGAUUUCCUGGAGAGCUGGUCCCACUUAUUUACAUCCAGAAGCCUGGACCUUUCACCAAGAAGAAUCAUUCUCGGUCUGCAGGACAACCCAUGGUUCUGUGACUGUCACAUUUCCAAAAUAAUGGCAUUGUCAAAAGUCGCUGACCCCAAGGUAGUACUUCUUGAUCCACUGAUGAUUUGCAGUGAACCAGAACGCCUCACAGGCAUUUCGUUUCAGCGGGCUGAGUUGGAGCAGUGUGUGAAGCCAUCAGUGAUGACCUCGGCCACACAGAUCACGUCUGCUCCGGGCAGCAAUGUUCUGCUGCGGUGUGAUGCCACUGGCUACCCCACCCCACAGCUCACGUGGACCAGACCAGAUAGCUCGCCAGUUAAUUAUACAGUAAUUCAAGAAUCUCCAGGGGAGGGAGUCAGAUGGUCCAUAAUAAGCCUGACAGGCAUUUCUCACAUGGAUGCUGGGGAUUACAAAUGCAAGGCCAAAAAUUUGGCUGGGAUGUCAGAAGCUGUGGUUACUGUGACAGUGGUUGGUGUUGUCCCAACCACCAUAUCAUCAGACACUUCUGAAAGAAGAAGUGGGGAUCGCCCUGAGCAAGAGGUCCAGCUGGGAUCUAGAAGAUCUGCAUUGCUACCUGGUUCAUCGCCGUCUCCCUGGCUUUAUUCCUCCUCUUCUUCCUCCUCCGCUUCUUCCACUUUUCUUCCUACCUCUGCUUUGCCUCCUCCCUCUUCCGCCUCCUUCUCCUUAUCUCCUUUCUUCUCCACUGUUUCUUCAGCCACAGCUCCAAGCACUAGAAUUUCCACAAGCACCACCACGGCCGGCCGGCUCUCACCGCGUCCCGAUGGGAAAAGAAAUGUCAAGAUGCAGACGGGUGGCGGUAAGCUGUCCCCAGCUAGUGCAAGUCAAAGGGAAGAGCUGGCAUUGUCAGAUCAAGGCCUGCUGAUGGGAACAAAUGCCACAAUAGAAAAUCUGCAGGUAGUCAGUGAGACCGAAGAGAGUGUGAUUUUGACCUGGAACACCAUUAACACCACGCAGAACUUGGAAGUGACUGUGCUGUAUUCCAGGUAUGGGGAGAAGGACCUGCUGCUGCUUAAUGCAGACCCCAGCAAGAACCAAGUCACCAUAAAUGGCUUGUUGCCUGGUCGGCAAUAUAUAGCCUGUGUCUGUCCAAAAGGGACGCCGCCCCAGAAAGACCAAUGUAUCACCUUUUCUACUGACAGGGUUGAAGAAGGUGAUUCUCAAGUGUCUCUCCUUAUGGUGGUGAGUGGUGCUGCCUGUGUUUUUGUCCUGCCAUUGAUUUUUUUCCUGUUGUACAAGGUUUGCAAACUGCAGUGUAAGUCAGAAUCCUUCUGGGAAGAUGAUUUGGCUAAAGAGACGUAUAUCCCAUUUGAGACGCUGUCCCCCAGGUCUCAAAGUGUAGGGGAACUUUGGACUCGAAGUCACAGAAAUGAUUCAGAAAAAUUACUGCUUUGCUCUAGGUCAAGUGUGGAAUCGCAAGACUUUUAAAAGUGAGGGACCAGAGUGUUAUUGCUAAGGUUUUACAGCUCAGGCACAUGAGAGCGCCACAGAAUUUCUUUCAUUUUAAGAAAGGAUCUGAGGGUAUAGUUGACCCUCUGUUUGGAUGACUUUUGGACACUUUCACAUCCUUCAUGAAAAUCACAAAUGGAGUGCUUUUAAGUGUGUCUUUAAAAAUGGUGAGACUUCAAAACUGAAAAGACAAAUAAUUUUGAUUUUUGUUGUAUAGAAAAAUGUCCAUAGAAAUAAUUUUUAGAGUAGUGCUAAGUAAGUUGAUAAGCUGAUAAUAUAUUUCAGGAUAAUGUUUUAAUUCUUAAAAAUAAUUCAUGUGACAAUAGUCAUGAAAAGUGAACUCUCAUUUGGAAAAACAGUUUUUUGGGCAGUGAAGAAAGGUUAGUAAAACCGGCUAAGCCUUGAUGUUCAUUCUUGUUCAAAGUGCUUUAUGGCAUUUGCUGUGCACAUUUGCUGCCAUUGCCUAGUAGGUGAGAGUGGAAUUGUACAGAAUUUUGUGUUCACUAAGGUUAAAAGCAACCCAGUGGACAGGGAGGAUUAUAGCUCUUGGUACCACUAUGCACUAUAAUAUUGUAUAGCAGUAUUUGUAUUGCAAGUAAGAAAAAGUUUCACUUGUCUUUAGAAAUAUAGGUAUUAGCAAAAAUAAGUUAUAAAAGAUCAUGAUAAAUAGUAAGGUCGUUUUGAAAAACCAGCAACUGUCACAUUGUAUUAACAUCUGUUAUAGACUAUAUGGGUCUUUUUUUAAAAAUAUGCUUAUUUAAAAACAAUCUCAAAGUUCCCUUCGUGGCUCAGCGGUUAAUGACCCUGACUAGCAUCCAUGAGGAUGUAGGUUCAAUCCCUGGCCUUGCUCAGUGGCUCAAGGAUCUGGCAUUGCGUGAGCUGUGGUGUAGGCUGCAGACGCAGCUUGGAGGCUCGGAUCCUGUGUUGCUAUGGCUGUGGUGUAGGCUGGCGGCUACAGCUCCCAUUGGACCCCUGACCUGUGAACCUCCAUAUGCCGCGGGUGUGGCCCAAAAUACGAAACAAACAAACAAACAAAACAAACAAACAAAAAACUCUUUAAUAUCGAUAUUGACUCUACUUUGCCCCUUUCCUCUUUUCUUUCUCCCUCCCGCCUUACUUCCUUUUACUUCUUUUUUUUCCCUUCCGCUUUGUGAGAAGGUAUGCAGGUAGCCAGAAGACCACAGCUAACGUGUUUGUCUUUUGCCAUGUUAUACUUUGAUUAACUGGAUAAAGGGAAGAACUUCGAAAGUCUCUUUUAGAUCCACAAAGGAUGUUUUGAGAUUUUGAAAGAGCGAAUUCAGUGGAUUUAUUUAGUCAAACUCUAUGUUAAAAACAUCAGGGAAAUUGGAGUGAGUCACAUGAUUAGAUAGUAGAGGGGCUUCAUAAAAAAAUUUAGUUUUUCCUAAAGAAGUUUUUUCACUGUAUUUACUAAAUAUUGUGUUCUUUUUACAUUGAAGAUUUUGGAGUAUAGAACAGAUUUUUAAAGAUGUGUCAGGAGUCCUGAAAUAGGCUGAGAAGCAAGUUCUAAGAAAAUACUAUAUUUUAUGUUAGAAACAAAUUGACUUUAAUGUAACCCAUUGUGGAAAUUACAAUACAAGCAACUGGAAAAUGAAAAACUGUUCAUUCCAAAUGGCUUUUAGUUAAAAAGAAAAAGAGAAUUCUAGUUUAGCCAUAAUCUACAUAUUAAAAGAAGACCAGCAUGGAGGGGUGGCCUGCUCAGAACUCCCAAACUUGCCCUUCUUGUCUUCGUUCCUUUCUUUCCUUUCCAGCCUCUUUGUCCUGGUGCAUUCUUCACCAUGUGCAUUGUCUAAUGAUCUAACAGUUUCUGAUUCAAAAUUCAUUAGGAUUUUUCAGAAAAACACCUUUUGCAGACGGUUUUUUGUGUAGCUUCAACUUACAUCAGAUAAUUUUAGUGACUGAAAAAAAUGUGCAUUUCUUUACUCUAAAGACCUCAUGGAAUUUCACUGCCAUAUUUAAAAGGCUCGAAUAAACAGAUUUCCAAAACACUACCACAUUAGAUAUAAUAUAACUGUGGGAGAAGGUUACAGGCUACCGAGCCAAAAGACAGCCACACUGUCCAAAGGCAGGUUGUUUGUCAAGAAAGGAGACUCAGACCAUCCUGAUGAGAUAAAUUACGGGCUGCUCUCAUAAUCAAAAUCAAAUGAAGCCUGGACUUAAUUUUGCCCUGUAAGGAAAAGCUAAUUGGUGGUGUGAAGGGGAUACAGACAGCGGGAGAAAGCACCUUUGUCAUCCUCAACUUGGACUUGGCACAUGAGAAAUAAGUAAAUGAGUGAAUGGACUGAUAUUCUUGGAAUCCAGGAUUUUUGCUGUGAAUCCAGAUAUGGAAUAGGCAAG
This is a messenger RNA of Sus scrofa (pig), 8387 nucleotides long. The record is from RefSeq and is a predicted model, not a curated record. NCBI's taxonomy places the organism in Eukaryota, Metazoa, Chordata, Mammalia, Artiodactyla, Suidae.